Messenger RNA from Pseudovirgaria hyperparasitica, 525 nucleotides. RefSeq lists its product as uncharacterized. Bases 85 to 396 code for a protein of 103 amino acids. Lineage: Eukaryota; Fungi; Ascomycota; Dothideomycetes; Acrospermales; Acrospermaceae. The record is from RefSeq and is a predicted model, not a curated record. The transcript has 2 exons.
GUGUUUCAGUUAUGAUCUUAAGUGUGAUACAGGUGUGUUGUGGAAUGAUCUCAGCAGCGGUUACGCAGACUUAGCAAGGAACGGAUGUCAGCUCAGUCUAAUCUGACAGAAGUUACUCAUCACUCUGUAAUUGCCAAAAUAGUAGAUCCGUUUGCGCCAGCCACGAGUGAUAUGCCAUCAAUACUUGAAGACACCCUCAGCUUGUGGUACGGUAAAUUAGGACACCAUAGUCAAGAACAAUUCUUGACCAUCACGCAAGAUCAUUCUAGUCGUGAGCGACCAGUGGAUCUGAUGGGCAUCGAAUCACAUCAAUACCACCAAGAAACUGGUCCUCCAUAUUCACAGACCAGCUUUAUCCUUGCAUGGUGGUCAUUAAGCCUAAGCACCUUGGAUUGAUGUUGGGUUGGUCGAUAUACAACCAAUCAUCGUUAUAUGGCCAAUCUUUCAGGGCCAGUUUUGCGGCCCGAACAGAAGAGAAUGAGUCCGUGCGAAAAUUUCGACGAUAAUUAUCUCAUCCAUCGGAUU